Photinus pyralis (common eastern firefly) is the source of this 828-nucleotide messenger RNA. RefSeq lists its product as uncharacterized. The record is from RefSeq and is a predicted model, not a curated record. The transcript has 3 exons. Bases 60 to 776 code for a protein of 238 amino acids. NCBI's taxonomy places the organism in Eukaryota, Metazoa, Arthropoda, Insecta, Coleoptera, Lampyridae.
UCAAUUAUUGUAGUUCUAAAAAUCGACCUACAUUUAAGCAAGAAUAUAACAAAAUCUCGAUGUUGUUUCUGGUGUUGCUUUGUUGUAUAAUUUGCAUCGUCGAGUCAUGCUAUCCCUCUUGCGUGGAAACCUACAACCUAACCGUGCAGAUGUGUGGAAAUUCUCCGUCGAUAUCCACCAAAGCAGUCGUAACAACUCGAGGCUCAAAUCUUUCCCUGGUCUGCGGGGGGCACGAGAACACUGCAUGGACCAGACUCGGGAGUACCAUAGCAAAACACCGCCUAACUUUCAACCCGGUACGUUUAAAACACCAAGGGGACUAUCUCUGCACAAGCGACGACUCAAAUUGUACUCUCUCGGUGCACAUCGUAAUACUACCCCACAAAAUUUCCUCGCGCCUCAAAAGGAAAGUGUUCAAUUACAUUUAUCCGGCGAAACACAAGCGGUCCGUCGACUCCGAGUCUUCCGAAAGUGAUUCGUCCACCUUCUUACUUACCGGUGCAAAUUCCGAGUUGAGUUACGGCGACUUCUGGAUAGUAGUCUUCGUAAUCUUCCUCGUUGGAAUAGCGUUCGCCGUAGCGUUCUGCAUACUGAAACGUUACUGGUGGACUCCUAACGGACGGUGUCGCCAACAGCCCGUCAGAGAUCAGCCCGAAUUGGUAGAGCUCGCACGGGUGGUGCCGGAGGAGCGCCCCCCUCCUUACAUUGUGCCCGCCGAGGAUCUACCACCGUCGUAUGAGCAAGCUGUUUAUAAUAAGCAUCCCGUUGGACUGUGAUAAGAUUUCCAAGUAUUCCGCAUUUUGUAUUCAAAUAAAGUUCAAAAUAAUG